GUGGCUCCUGAGCGCCAGCGGCGGAGGGCUUGGGUGGGUGGGGAAGGAAGGGCGCCCGGAGCCUUGGAAGGCGGCGCCCAAACAACACCCGUCCGGAGGUGGGCGACUGAAGGCGGCGGCGGCAGCGGCGGCAGAACCGGGACGCAGCGCCUGGUCACCCUCCGGUGGGCGCGCCAGGAGGCAGGUGCGCGCGGGGAGUGGAAGGGUCGCGCCGCCAGGGGAGAAGCUUUCAGCGCCCAGAGCGGACCACACAGACUCGGCCACGCGGAGCGCGGCCUGGAGCAGCUGCAGGCCCCGCCCGCGCCUCUGGGCACCAAGGCCCCGCCCCAUCCCCGCCCUCUGGCCAAUCACACUGUGUCUCCUGGCCCCCAGCCCCGAAGUCCCGCCCCGAGCUGGCGAGUCGCCAGCCAAUGGGAGACCGAGGCCGGGCGCCCAGUGCGCGCUGCCCGCGCCGAGCCGGCUCAGAGCGAGAAAAGCGAACCCAACCCGUCGGGGCCGCCGCUCCGGACCUGCCGCCGCCGCCGCCGCCGCCGCCUCCUCCCCCCGGAUCGGGUGUACUGUCCCAACCCGAAAGUCCAGUUCUGCGGCCCGGCAGCGGCGAGCGAGCGCGAUGACACAGGAGUACGACAACAAACGUCCAGUGUUGGUUCUUCAGAAUGAAGCACUUUAUCCACAGCGUCGCUCCUAUACCAGUGAGGAUGAAGCCUGGAAAUCUUUCCUGGAAAACCCUCUCACUGCGGCAACCAAAGCGAUGAUGAGCAUCAAUGGAGAUGAAGACAGCGCCGCUGCUCUGGGCUUGCUCUAUGAUUACUACAAGGUGCCAAGGGAGAGAAGGUCAUCCACAGCAAAGCCAGAUGUCGAGCACCCAGAGCCAGAUCACAGUAAAAGGAGCAGCAUACCAAAUGUGACUGAGCAGCCCCUCAUUUCUGCUGGAGAGAACAGAGUGCAAGUACUGAAAAAUGUGCCAUUUAACAUUGUCCUUCCGCACAGCAACCAGCUGGGCAUUGAUAAGCGAGGCCACCUAACUGCACCUGAUACUACAGUCACUGUCUCCAUAGCAACGAUGCCUACCCACUCCAUCAAGACUGAAACAGAGGCCCAUGGCUUUGCUGUGGGGAUCCCCCCAACAGUGUAUCAUCCUGAGCCCACUGACCGUGUGGUAGUUUUCGACCGGAACCUUAAUACCGACCAGUUCAGCUCUGGUGCCCAACCCCCAAAUGCUCAAAGGCGCACUCCAGACUCUACCUUCUCAGAGACCUUCAAGGAAAGCGUUCAGGAGGUUUUCUUCCCCUCGGAUCUCAGUCUGCGGAUGCCUGGCAUGAAUUCAGAGGACUAUGUUUUUGACAGUGUUUCUGGAAACAACUUUGAGUAUACUCUGGAAGCUUCAAAAUCACUUCGACAGAAACCUGGAGACAGCACUAUGACAUACCUGAACAAAGGCCAGUUCUAUCCUGUCACAUUAAAGGAAGUGAGCAGCAACGAGGGGAUCCACCACCCAAUCAGCAAAGUGCGGAGUGUGAUCAUGGUGGUUUUCGCUGAAGACAAAAGCAGAGAAGAUCAGUUAAGGCACUGGAAAUACUGGCAUUCGCGGCAGCACACAGCAAAACAAAGAUGCAUUGACAUAGCUGACUAUAAAGAAAGCUUCAAUACCAUCAGUAACAUUGAGGAGAUUGCUUAUAAUGCCAUUUCUUUCACUUGGGACAUUAAUGAUGAAGCAAAGGUUUUCAUCUCUGUGAACUGCUUAAGCACAGACUUCUCUUCUCAGAAAGGCGUGAAGGGCUUGCCUCUUAAUAUUCAGAUUGACACCUAUAGCUAUAACAACCGCAGCAACAAGCCGGUGCACCGGGCAUACUGCCAAAUCAAAGUCUUCUGUGACAAGGGAGCUGAACGGAAAAUCAGGGAUGAAGAAAGAAAACAGAGCAAAAGAAAAGGCAAGUGUACUGACCCCAGCUCCCAGUUGAAUGCCUUUUCUGACGUGAAAGUGCCACUGCUUCCUUCUCACAAACGAAUGGAUAUCACAGUUUUCAAGCCCUUCAUUGAUCUCGACACUCAGCCCGUCCUUUUCAUUCCUGACGUGCACUUCGCCAACCUGCAGCGGGGCACUCACGUCCUUCCCAUCACCUCAGAAGAAUUGGAGGGUGAAGGGUCUAACUUGAAAAGGGGGCCAUACGGAUCCGAGGAUGACUUUGCAAUCCCCCCUCCUGGGAAACUGACCCGGAUAGAAGAGCCAAAGAGAGUGCUCCUCUAUGUUCGGAAGGAGUCAGAAGAAGUCUUUGAUGCCCUGAUGCUCAAGACUCCAUCCUUAAAAGGCUUGAUGGAAGCUAUCUCAGACAAAUAUGAUGUUCCCCUUGACAAGAUUGGGAAGAUAUUCAAGAAAUGUAAAAAAGGGAUUCUGGUGAACAUGGAUGACAAUAUCGUGAAGCAUUACUCCAACGAAGACACCUUCCAGCUGCAGAUCGAAGAAACUGGGGGCUCCUACAAACUCACCCUCACUGAGAUCUAAGUGCACACUGGUCCACGGCUGCUAGCCAGUGAAGUGAAGGUGUAAUGCAGCUUGGCAAGCGUUACUGUCAGUCAGCCACCUUCUAACCACGGGUGAUGUCAGUGGAAGGGACUCCUUUCAAGUUGGGAAUGGCACUGCAUCUGACUUAAAGAUAGCAUUUAACCUACUGCAUUCAUGUUUUUCAAAUGACAGAGAAAUCCAUAUACCAUUACUUAUGAAUUUUCUGAUAGAAACACUUCCGAUUUAAAGGUGAAAACUGUUCCUCUCUGGGACCCUAUAGGGUAUCUGCUACAUUAUUUAUAAAACUUGGGGAUCUCUCCCUUGUCUCUUCAUUGUUGGUGGGCCUGCUCACUGGUACAAGUCAGAAAAAGCAAUAGGCUUGGUUUGUAGGGACUAUGUGUGCCCUUGUCUGAACCCAGUAUAACUGACUGCCUCAGGUCAGCAAGAGUGGCAUCCGAAAAGAAAACGGUAGGCCCUCUCUCCCUUCACCUCUUACCCCCUGGGAAAUGUUUACUCAGAUAGGGCAUGUUACUGAUAUCUUAGUGUGUACCUUUCAUGAUCAACUGCCUUAUGAAGAAUUUACAUGGGUUACAGUCGAAUCGGUUAAGCUAAAACUGCAUUGUAUAUAAGUGCAAUACAUUUUUGAAGGCGUGUGUCUGUAAAUGUGUACAUACAUGUCUUAUAUAAAUAUAUAAUAUAUUAAUAUGGUAUCUGUGUACAUAUAGUGAAGAGAUGCAAUAAGGUCUGCCCUGUGUCAUCUAGGUCUUCUCUAGAUGAAAGGUUAAGUUAUUUUUGAUAACGUAUCACAAGCAGAUAGAAUACUAUGCUUAGGGGACCCCAUUAAAACACGUUGCCUGUGUUUUCUCAAGCACAGCGAUUAUUCCUUAGCAUAGCAAAACCUUCUCAAGUGGCAAGAGAUUCUGUUUGCUCUUGAGGAUGUUACCGUUUGGAUUUCUGCACUGUUCAGCAAAUGAAGUAACGGAUAAACACUACUGCAGUUCUUACCUGUUGUGUGUGCUAGUGUCAGUCAGAUAGACUUUAUUAAUUAGAAGGAACAAGCACGGUAAUGAUAGACAAGUACUGUGACUGUUACAUACCAAGUAAUGCGCCUCAUAGUGGAGUUCUUCCUAAUGUUCCUGUUACAAGAAAUGACUUCUGUUUUAUUAUGUUUCAGAGCCUUCAAGCCUGCAUGCUAAUAGUUCUAGUAAGCGUUCAUGAAUUUAUGAGACUUUCUUACCAUGGCAGGGGAAUAUUUUGUACACAUAUUUAAAUAUAUAAAGUACUGAAAAGUAAUUUUAUAACAAGUAAAAUCACGGGUACCUUUAGGUUCAGGGAGCUAGACUAGGUCAUUUGUCCACAUAGAUUUGAUAGUUGUCUUCUUAUGUUAAAACAUUCUAAUGAAAUAUGUGAAAUAAAUUGCUGGUUUUCUAAGAUGAGAUGUGGGACAUGGGUCAUAUACCAAUAUUUUCUAUUUUGUUUUAUGAAGUUGAUCUUGACUUGUUUAUAAUUGUAUCAUUGAAGAUGUGUUUUAAACCAAAGGGAUUAAAUUUUAUAUGUCUA
Messenger RNA from Erinaceus europaeus (western European hedgehog), 4063 nucleotides. It is a transcript of the gene GRHL1, whose product is annotated as grainyhead like transcription factor 1. Gene Ontology annotation, biological process: regulation of transcription by RNA polymerase II. Gene Ontology annotation, molecular function: RNA polymerase II cis-regulatory region sequence-specific DNA binding; DNA-binding transcription activator activity, RNA polymerase II-specific. The record is from RefSeq and is a predicted model, not a curated record. Bases 611 to 2503 code for a protein of 630 amino acids. The transcript is spliced from 16 exons. Lineage: Eukaryota; Metazoa; Chordata; Mammalia; Eulipotyphla; Erinaceidae. Gene Ontology annotation, cellular component: nucleus.